CCAAAAAAAACGAAAAAAUGAUGAACACAGCCUAUUUUGAUCAUUCAACAACAGCGAAUGGUUUUUAUAAUGCAGCAGCCGCAGCUGAAGCACAUCAAGCUGCAUAUCGUAGUUUUUCACAAUCGGCUGCAUUAUCAUUAAUGCCAACAGCGGCUGCUGCUGCCGCUGCUGUUGCUGUUUCAGCAUCAGGAUCAUCAACAUCAUCAUCAUCCGCAUCAUCAGGAUCAUCAUAUCCAUCAUCAUCAUCACAACAACAACAACAGCAACAAACAAAUGGUCAAUCAUUAAUUAAUAAUGGUUUACUUACUAAUCAUGAUCUAGUAACAACAAGUUAUGUUGAUGCUGCAUGUAAAUUAUAUGGUACAACCGAUGGUAUAACAAAUAAUGCAGCUGUAGCUGCGGCUGCAGCAGCAGCCGCAUUCAAAUCAAUGGAUUCACCAACAACAUCGACAACGAAUACGAAUACCAAUAAUAAUAAUAAUAAUAAUAAGAAUGAUAAUACGAAUAAUUCAUAUAAAUCAUCAUCAACAGCUGAUAAUCAACAUCAUUCGCAUAGUAGUAGUAGUAGUAGUAGUCAUCAUCAUCAUAAUAAUCAUCAUAAUAAUAAUAAUAAUAAUACACAUCAUCAUUUAUCACAUCAUCAAAUAGCCAAUGCAUGGCAAUCAUCAUUACGUCCAUCACCAUCAUCGGUUGUUGUUGCAUCAUCUCAAUCUAAUCAUAAUAUUAUUGGCAAUAAUAUUGGUGCCGGUAAUAAUGUUGGUGGUAAUUUAAGCGGAAAUAGUGGUGGUGGUGGUGGUGGUGUUGCUGGUGGAUUAAUGUCAAAUACCGGUAUGGAUGCAAUGGCAAUGCGUUCAUCAUUUGAUGCAGCUGCCGCAGCAGCAUGUCAACGUUCAGUUGUUACUGAUGCUUGGUCGGCAGCUUGUUGUAAUGCAAACGCUAUGAAUUCGGCUGGUGGACCAAAUUCUUUCUAUCCUUGGAUGGCUAUUGCAGGUCUAGCCGGUGCCACUGGUUUACGGCGUCGUGGCCGUCAAACAUAUACCCGUUAUCAAACAUUAGAAUUGGAAAAAGAAUUUCAUACAAAUCAUUAUCUAACACGUAGACGACGUAUCGAAAUGGCACAUGCAUUAUGUUUGACUGAACGACAGAUAAAAAUUUGGUUCCAAAAUCGUCGUAUGAAAUUGAAAAAAGAAAUACAAGCAAUCAAAGAGCUUAAUGAACAGGAAAGACAGGCGCAAGCAUCAAAAAUGAAACAAGAAAAUGGUGAUAACCAUUGAUCAUCAU
Molecule: messenger RNA, 1281 nt
Organism: Dermatophagoides farinae (American house dust mite)
Lineage: Eukaryota; Metazoa; Arthropoda; Arachnida; Sarcoptiformes; Pyroglyphidae
Source: RefSeq, a predicted model, not a curated record